GCGACGUCAGUAUCCCGGAGAUGUGUCAACGUAAACUGUAAACCCCCCUCCCUCACAAAGUAGGCGACUGGCCCUUUAAGGGUUAUGUAGCCGGGCUAGCCGAUGUAGGACGAGCCGACCGUGCGUCUGCCUGCCUGCGCUCCCGCUGCCAUCCCCAUCAUGGCCUCCACACAGCCGCCACCGACGCCACCGAGGAUGAACCGACCUGUCAGCGGCCCUUCCCUUCCCGCAGCGGAGACGGACGUCAAGCCGAAGCAGAGGCACCGGUAGAGGCGAGCCGCGCCGGGGAGAGCCGCCUCACAUCCCAUGCCACCCCGGUCUCCUCCAUGCCUUCGUCUACAGCCAAGUACAGCUAUUCGAUAAAGAGGGGUGCGAACCCGGGCGGCGGCAGCGGCGGCGGCAGAAACAUGACAACGAACAGGGAUUAUUCUGUUAAUCUGUCGGUGCAGCAAGUGCUGAGCCUUUGGGUGCAAGGCACGACGCUGCAGCACUUCACAGAGAUGUGGUACUGGGUGUUCCUCUGGUGUCUCUUCUCCUCGCUCUUUGUCCACGGGGCGGUCGGCCUGCUCAUGUUGGUCAUGCUGCAGCGCCACAAGUGGGGCCGCCUAAUCACGCUGGUGCUGGUCAGCGUGGGUUUCCUGGCCUCACUUUCCGGAGGCGUCAUCACCAGCGCAGCGGUGGCGGGGGUGUACCGCGUAGCAGGGAAGGACAUGGCACCGCUGGAGGCUUUAGUGUUCGGCGUGGGCCAGACCACCCUCUCCGUCAUCAUCUCCUUCUCACGAAUCCUCGCCACCCUGUGAAGAAACCCGCUCGAGGAGAUGAAGGACAUACGCUGAGACCAGAGCGAGAGAAUCGAGCCGAUCAGAGACUUCUAGAUGCUCAAAAGUGGCCGAGUUUAUGGAAGGCAGAAAUGGCUCUCUGGACCUUUUGGCGUGGAUGCAGGAGAGAGAAAGACAGAGGGCCAACCAGUGUUUGUGCUCUAUUACUGCCACAAUCACAGAGGAAACCGGGCGUCUUCGUGCCCGGCAGAAAUGGCACCGUGCUCAGCUUCUGAACUUGAAAGCCAUGUUUCAGGUGUUUGAGAGCUUCAUCACUUUUUUGUGCCAACAGCCUUCUCUGGACAUCCAGACGCCUUUGUGGCCACUGACUCUUGAAGGCUUUCUGUUGCACUUGUUGGGGAAAAAAAGCGGCGAAGUGACGACCUGUAAUGAUGGUCUGAUGACCAAUUAAGAUGAUCCGCAGAGGAACAAAUGUCAGGCGAUGAGGAGUUUUCAGGAACAUUGUUCAUCAGCAGAAACACAGUGUUUCCUCAGUGUUAAUCAUCAGCCUCACCUCUUAUUCUCCAGUGUUCAAGAUUAAAAUGAUCAUUCCUUCCCCUUAAUAGUUUAAAAGCUGCACCAUCGACCUCACGAGCGAGAUGCAGCUUUGAAUUUUGCACUUUGUAAACGUGGAGAAGCUCUUUGCCUAAGAGGUGUGAAAUCAUGAGGAGAAAACCAGCAUCAGCGCUACGUUUGGUUUGUUGUAUAGGAAUAUUCAUUCAUUGAGUGCCAACAAGAGCUCCGAUAGGAUUUAAAGGAAUAUUUGACAUGAGGAAAAUAAGUUUGUUUGUGAUUAAUGCUGAGAGUUUGCUAAGAGGAGGCCACUUUUAUGUCUGCACAGUAAACAUGACGCUACAGCCAUGAGACAGCUUAGCAUAAUCUGAAUACCAGCAGCCUGAAGGCUCACUUUUGAACACUUUAUAAAUGUUUGUUUGGUCUAAAGAAACAUCAAUUUGCAGUUUAAUAGAGGGGCAUCGUGCCUGACUGUUUAUUGGCAGUAAGGAGGUCAGGAGUCGCUAGCAAAGAAAAUGAGCAAAGCAAAGAAAUAGUUCCAAUAACUCCCCCAAAAGAAGCAAUUUUAAAAAAUUUUUGGGGCUUUCGUGCCUUUACUUUUUAUGUAUUUAAUUGAGGGAUAGGACAGUGGAUAGAGUGGAAACUGGAGAGAGAGAAAAUGGAGCACAUGCCACAGGAAGCCACAAGCUGAAACUGAAACAAUCCCACUCACUUGAGUUCAACAGCCUCUGCACAGACACUACCACAAAGCAGCCAGCAGCCCAGUAACAUUAUUUUUCAAUUCAAACUGAGGUAUAUAUUGAACCAAAAUUUACUUUACCACUACGCCCCCAGAAAACACAGGCAGGCACCCAUAUACAGAGGCUACAGUCCUGAACUCAGUGGCCACAGGAUUGAUUCCUGAUUUGGCGCUGUUUGGUGUAUGUCUUCCCCCAACUCUCUCCCCCCAUAUUACCUGUCUCUCUUCAGCUGUCCUAUUUAAGUAAAGGUAAAAAAGCCCCAAAAUAAUCUUAAGAAAAUAAAUGAAAGAACUUCUGUGAAAAUGAGUGCUUCCUAGAGUCCGUGGAAUGGGAUACAAGCAGUUUUAGAAGAGACCAGAAAAAAACUCCAAGGCACUCUUUUUAGAUAAUUAAAAUUCCUUUAUUUUCAUUGCAUGGUAAUGUAGACCUUACAAACAGACUCUGACACAUCUCGGCAUUAAGCCUUCUUCAGGAAGUCCAAAAAAAAAACAUGAAGGAGUGUCACAAACAUGUCCUGUUGAAGGCUUGAUGUUGUGUGUUUUUGUGUCAAUGUCUCAGUAAAUGUGUCGAUGUGUUUGCAUUUAUCAUGCACAUAUCAGCUUGUGGUUGUACGUGAUAACAACCAGUCCACCUUUGGAGCCCGUAAAGUGUAGGCAUGAUCAACCAUGGGAACAGCAAAGGACCUCUGGGGCUUGAACAGAAAGGCCUGUUCUCCUUUGGGGCCCUGAUAGUGACACCUUUAAUCACAAGGUUAGAUUCUGGCCAGAGGACCUCAAACCAUGCUUGUGUGCAUAAAAAGGUGCAAUGACCUUUAAAAGUCUAUUCUCAAAGUAACUGGUAACCAGUAAAGAUCAGCAAGAAAAGGGGUGACGUGCUCAAAACUGAUAAAACAACUUGAAAGCCUUGAAGCUGCAUUUUGAAGCUACAUCUCAUUUUUCUAUGAGAUGUAGUUUGUGAAUUUUUCCCAUACUGUUUCCAGAGUACAGAAUGUCAGAAUAAUGGAGUCUGGGCUGAACAAAACAAUAUUUCUCCUGUUUUUAAAACAUUAUUUCAAUGCAAUCCAAUGCAAUUAUUUUGAUUUUGCUACCUUUAGGCAGAACCACCCUCUGUCAACCCAUCCUCCUUUCCUUUGUGUUUCACCAAGCUAACGUCCUCCUGGUUGAUUUUUUUUUUUUUUUUACUGUACAGACACAAAAGUAGCAUUAGUCUUCUCAGCUAACCCUCCACCUUAAAGCAAACAAGCUAAUUUACUAGAGUAUUUAAAUGAGACAGAAAAAGGCCUUGUUGAGCUCUGAGUUGUAGGUUUGAAUCAGGUCUGUUAGCAUGAGAUCAAGAUCAGGGUCUUCAGGGUUUAAGAAAGAUAUUUCGGUAUUGACAAGGGUUGUUUUGCUGCUUGAGAGUCAGCUCUGACGUUUUUUUCUGCAAGUCUUGGUGCAGAUUAUCAGUGUCAAUGUUGGAAUCCAGCCUUCCUGUGCCCAUUCUUGUAUUACUAACAUUGUCAGCACUGACAAACCCCCCACAUGGAAAGCCACCGAGACGGACAGUGUUGCUGCUCAUAUAGCCAUUUUUACGAUGGCUCCCUCUUUUUUUUUUUUUUUCUUUUAUUAACCCAUGUUCCUUAAGUUGCAUAUUGCACUGAGAUUUCUCUGCCUUGUUUUAGCAUAGCGUGCGAUCAAAAUACUCUGACUCAAUCCAGGAUACAGAAGCCUGUGAUAAAGAUAAAGUAAAGAAUGUGCUUGAAGCUACUGUAUUAACUCAAAAUGAUAAAGAAUACAGUGCCUAUAAAAAGUACUCACCCCCCCAGAUGUUUUACCCUUUUAUUGAUUUUAUAACUCAACCAUGGUCAAUAUGAUUUGGCUUUUUGAAAGAACAAAUACAAAAAUCUCUUUCAUG
This is a messenger RNA of Cheilinus undulatus (humphead wrasse), 3964 nucleotides long. RefSeq names its product transmembrane protein 170B (gene tmem170b). Lineage: Eukaryota; Metazoa; Chordata; Actinopteri; Labriformes; Labridae. Bases 327 to 800 code for a protein of 157 amino acids. The transcript has 3 exons. Gene Ontology annotation, biological process: negative regulation of canonical Wnt signaling pathway. Gene Ontology annotation, cellular component: plasma membrane. The record is from RefSeq and is a predicted model, not a curated record.